UAUUCAUGCGCCGGAACAGUAAAGCUUCUGAAUGCUGAUGUGUUUAAAGAAAUGUCGGUGCCCAGUUAGAUGCUUUUUUGUUUUUUUGAUGGUGGAGCGUGACGAGCUGUGGAGACGGUGGGGAAUCAGAAGACGCUGCGGAAGAGAUUAACAGCAGAGAGAUCAUGGCGCCCAAAGGUAAAGUUGGCACAAAGGGCAAGAAGCAGAUCUAUGAGGAGAACAAUGCAACACUCAAGUUUUACACCAGAGUCAUCCUUGGAGCUAAUGUGAUAUAUAUUACUGUCAAUUUCCUGGUUUUCUACAGUUCGUCUUCAUUCUGGACAGGGCUGUUGCUGCUGUUUGCGCUUGCUAUUUACAUCGGGAGUUACCGCUCCAUGUCAGCCAUGGCCAAACCAGUGUUUGCUGAAGAUGGAAGUCUGCUGGACGGCGGGAUAGACCUAAAUAUGGAGCAGGGGAUGGCAGAGCACCUUAAAGAUGUCAUUCUGCUCACCGCCAUAGUGCAGGUUCUCAGCACAAUCUCCCUUUACUUCUGGUAUCUGUGGCUGCUGGCCCCAGCCCGUGCCCUCCACCUGCUGUGGGUGAACUUCUUGGGUCCCUGGUUUAUGGCAGAAAGUCCGUCAGCACCAGAGGAAGUAAAUGAGAAGAAGCAGAGAAGACAGGAGCGCAGACAGAUGAAGAAAUUCUGAUGCUGCAGAGCUGCUGGAACAGUAUUUUUUAUAUGCAGAAUCUAGCACACAGAAGAAGAGCUCAUAAGUUAUUCAAGAAGAAAAAAAAAACAUUCUUAAUAAGUGUAAAUGAGAUGCUAUGGAAUCUUGUUUCCUUUGUUUUUCUGUCUACUCUCUUCUGUAAUUCAAAUUUCCCUCCAAAUGAUGAAAUCAAACGUUUCCUAUUUAGAUGAUGUUACCAUCCAAAUACCAAUUUGUCUGCAUGAAAAGUAUUUUAAGCUUUGAUUUUCAUCAUUGCUGCCCCCAAUAGACUUUUUUUGUGUUUACACACAAAAUCUUUACACAUUGACUGUUCUCAUACCUUCUACCUUUAAAAAGUGGGUCAAGUGUCCCCCUAUUAACGCUCAGUCCAGAGACUUGUUUCUCAUAUGCUUAAUCCUUGUAAAAAAAUUUCAAUAAAAUGUUUUAAUAGGGAAAAAAUGGGAACAAUUUUGCAAUAAAAGCGUCUUUCUUGUU
This is a messenger RNA of Oryzias latipes (Japanese medaka), 1181 nucleotides long. RefSeq names its product transmembrane protein 208 (gene tmem208). The record is from RefSeq and is a predicted model, not a curated record. Gene Ontology annotation, biological process: vacuolar protein processing. Lineage: Eukaryota; Metazoa; Chordata; Actinopteri; Beloniformes; Adrianichthyidae. Gene Ontology annotation, cellular component: intracellular membrane-bounded organelle.